UGAUCACUUACGUAACGUGCAUUCGGUAUUCCGGUGCUUCCAUUGUUAUUAGAGCUAGCCUUGCGUGUGGGAGCAAACAUUAGUAUUCGUUAGGUUUUCAGUGCCCGAAUUAUGCCUUGAACGGGUGAAGCCGGUUCAACUGAACAACAGCACCUUUGCAAACGAUCUAACAGCUUUUUGUAGUUACACAGGAGCCCAUUGUACAUCAGAGCGUACUGCUGGCAACUUGACCAACUUUGCCGAGUCAGAUCCCCUAUGUCAACAACGACGGACCAUAUCAGAUCUCGACUCGACGUGUCCUGCUGGCUGGCUUCAGGUACUUGUACAACCUGGCAAGCAUUCUCAGCCCUGAACAUUUCGAGAAUAUACCUUAUAUACCUUAAUGCUGCCAGCCUGUCGGCCCACAAUGACGGACCCCCAGGAACCCGCCCUCGGCGAAUCCGCAAGAAGAUCCCCUCCUCCCGGGUCAUCCAACAGGCUCUCCAGCAACCCGCCGCAACCCCUUCCAGCGCCCACCACCACCAGCACUACCAGCACCACCACCACCCCAGAAGCCAUCCCCUCCAUCCUGUCAACCUGGCAACUAACCGCCGCGCAACACGCCCAAAUCCUCCACAACGAGAUCCUCCCGCGGGAAUUAUACCCCUAUUUGCCUACCCCUCGACCUGCAGAAUCAACCAACCCUGACACACAAUCCCGUCCCCGCCGCCGACCGCUCGCAAUCCUGAUCCUAGGCCAAACAGGCGCAGGCAAGACCCGUCUCGCCCCACUCUUACUUGACGCCCUGCAGCAGCAGCAACAACAGCCCCAUCACAAUGAUGGUAAAGGAGUAGUAGUCCACCUGAUAGCAGACACCUUCAAGACCUACCACCCGCACUACCAAACCUGCCUCCUCACCCACCCCUCCCACGCCUCACGCCUGGCCGGGUCCGACGCAGCCGCCUGGCUGCGCGAAGUAUGUUCCCACGCGGCCCAUGCAGGGGUCGACGUGCUCGUUGAGAGCGCGUGCCGGCGUAGGGGGGAGUUUGAGGCCCUUGUGCGCGUCUUCUCCCCCCCUCAUCCUUCUUCCCACCACCUCUGUUCUGCUUCGUCACUCCCCGAACCACCCGGGGAAAGAGCAGUAGCAGGUUACGAAUAUGAAUAUGACGUCCGAGUAGCCGUGCUCGCCGUCCCCGCAUGCCUCAGCCGUCUGGGGAUCCUGACACGCUACUACCGGCGGCUGCCCGAGGCCGGGCCCGCGAGGGGGUUACCCGUGCGGCUCACCCCGCGGGGAGUGCAUGACGAGAGCUACGCGGGGCUGGCGGCGGCUGUGGGCUGGCUUGACCGACAACAACAAGACGACGGUUGUGGUGGUAGUCCUGCCGUGGUGGGGCGGGUUGUGGUGCUGAGGAGGAACGGGCUGGUGGUGUACGACAACCAGACCAUGGAGGAUGGGCAGGGUGGUAAAGAACGCUGGCGAGACAGGCUCGCAGCACUGGAAGCCUUGGAGAUGGAGCGGGCCAGGGGGUUGUCGCGCGAGGAGGAAGCGGCCGCCGAGGAGGACCUAAGGGUGCUCAGGGGACUCGGGGACCCCAAGGUUGACCGGGAGCUUGACGAGAUUGAGCGACUCAUGGCUGGGUUGCGGGGGCGGCAGGAGGGAGUGUUUCCGGAUCUGAAACCGCUUGAUGUGCAGGACUUUGUGGCCAUCGGCGGGGAAAGGUGAGGGCCGCAGUGUGGUAGAUUGGUAUUACUAGACACAUGGCGGGAUCUGCGAGCUGCUCGUGCAGUCCCACAUAGAGAAGACGGAUAGAACUCCAGGCGGUAGUCAAGAUGCACCA
This is a messenger RNA of Canariomyces notabilis, 1817 nucleotides long. RefSeq lists its product as uncharacterized. Gene Ontology annotation, molecular function: ATP binding; kinase activity. The transcript has 2 exons. NCBI's taxonomy places the organism in Eukaryota, Fungi, Ascomycota, Sordariomycetes, Sordariales, Chaetomiaceae. Bases 383 to 1702 code for a protein of 439 amino acids. The record is from RefSeq and is a predicted model, not a curated record.